AUGGUAAUAAUCUUAUUAUAUAUAUAUAUCUGUGGGGGGGGGGGGGGGGGGGGGGGGGGGGGGGGGGGGGGGGGGGGGGGGGGGGGGGGGGGGGGGGGGGGGGGGGAUGGGGGGGGGGGGGGGGGGGGGGGGGGGGGGGGGGGGGGGGGGGGGGGGGGGGGGGGGGGGGGGGGGGGGGGGGGGGGGGGGGGGGGGGGGGGGGGGGGGGGGGGGGGGGGGGGGGGGGGGGGGGGGGGGGGGGGGGGGGGGGGGGGGGGGGGGGGGGGGGGGGGGGGUGGGG
Dicrocoelium dendriticum is the source of this 280-nucleotide messenger RNA. The record is from the annotation of a GenBank genome assembly. NCBI's taxonomy places the organism in Eukaryota, Metazoa, Platyhelminthes, Trematoda, Plagiorchiida, Dicrocoeliidae.